CUAAGGACACCUCAAAAAAACUAAAAACGAAAGUAAAGCUUGUGCAGUUGUGCUGUAUCUGGGUACAGUUUAAGUACAGACCAAUCCUCAUAUUCAUUCAAUUCAAUGGCUCUCUACUCCUUCUUCUCUCCCUCUCUUUUAUACCCUCCCUCACAUAUUCCCCGUCGACUUUUUUGUCCCAAGGCUUCCUUAAGCUCUUCCUCCCCUGAAUCCAAAGCAUCGCAGAGUGUUUCUUCUGCAACUUCCACCACCACUUCCCCUACCCCUUCGGUUGAGUCUAGGCCACCUGACCCCGCCUUCAACUAUGCACUCACCAACCCUAACGGCAACCCAAUCGUAAGGAUUGUUCGAGCCACCGAGUCUUCCAUUGAAAGGGUCAUUUUUGAUUUCCGCUUCUUGGCAUUACUUGCUGUUGGAGGGUCCUUGGCAGGGUCACUCUUGUGCUUUCUAAAUGGUUGUAUUUAUAUUAUUGAUGCAUACAAAGUCUAUUGGUCAAGCUGUGUCAAAGGAGUUCACACUGGACAAAUGGUUCUGCGGUUGGUUGAAGCAAUUGAUGUUUAUCUUGCUGGUACAGUUAUGUUGAUUUUUGGUAUGGGCUUAUAUGGAUUGUUCAUAAGCAAUGUACCUCCUGAUGUUCCACCUACCGUAGACCGUGCCCUUAAAGGAUCCUCUUUGUUUGGAAUGUUUGCUAUGAAGGAGAGGCCUAAAUGGAUGAAAAUAUGCUCGCUUGAUGAAUUGAAGACUAAGGUGGGACAUGUUAUUGUCAUGAUUCUCCUGGUAAAGAUGUUUGAGAGGAGCAAAAUGGUUACAAUUGUCACGGGAUUGGAUUUACUAUGUUAUUCAAUUUGUAUUUUUUUAUCAUCCGCAUCUUUGUAUAUCCUCCAUAACCUACAUAAGUCAGACUAGAAUGUAAAUGUUUUUGUAACUUGUAAUAUACUUAAUUCAUAGUUGUAAGUGCUUGUAAUCCAAAAAUUAAUGUGAAAUCAUGUGUUCAUUCAUCCAACAAAAAUAAAUGUGGUUAAUAUUUUGACUAAA
Molecule: messenger RNA, 1035 nt
Organism: Glycine soja
Lineage: Eukaryota; Viridiplantae; Streptophyta; Magnoliopsida; Fabales; Fabaceae
Exons: 5
Coding region: 106-906 (266 amino acids)
Source: RefSeq, a predicted model, not a curated record